This is a messenger RNA of Panicum hallii, 642 nucleotides long. RefSeq names its product organelle RRM domain-containing protein 6, chloroplastic-like. Bases 32 to 526 code for a protein of 164 amino acids. NCBI's taxonomy places the organism in Eukaryota, Viridiplantae, Streptophyta, Magnoliopsida, Poales, Poaceae. Gene Ontology annotation, molecular function: RNA binding. Gene Ontology annotation, cellular component: chloroplast. The record is from RefSeq and is a predicted model, not a curated record. Gene Ontology annotation, biological process: cytidine to uridine editing; chloroplast mRNA modification. The transcript has 4 exons.
GCCUAAUCCUUCGAGUCCCCCACCACCGACAAUGGCGAGCGCUGCUUCUAUCGCCCCCGCCGUCGUUGCUUCCAGAAGCUUCAGCUUCACUGCCGCGGCAUACCCCUCCGCCUCGCGCACGCGUAGUCCGGCCGCCCUCUCCUGUGGGGUCCGCAACCAGCAGCGCCCGUCCACCGCCUCUGCCUGCCUCCAGCCGCCGACUGCCUCCCAUGGCGCCGCCACCAGGUUGUACGUCCGCGGUAUAUCGUUCCGUACAACCGAGCAGAGCCUCCGGAGCGCGUUGGAGAAAUUCGGUCAGCUUACAGAAGUUCAUCUCGUGAUGGAUAGAGUAGCAAAGCGGCCGAGAGGUUUCGCGUUCGUGUCUUACGCCGACGAGGAGGAAGCCAAGAGCGCCAUCGAAGGAAUGCACGGGAAGUUCCUGGAUGGCAGAGUGAUCUUUGUCGAGGUUGCUAAACGAAGGCCUGGACUCUCAGCCUCUGAGGGAUCGUGCCCAGGUGCCAAGCGAAGUGUCAUCCAGUUUCCUUGACGCUCGGGAGACAAACCUGGCAAGGCUUUCCAAAUUACAUGAACCUGUGUGCGCAAAUUUCAAUCCAUUGCAGAUUGCUGUAGCAUGGCGACCACCAAAGCUCCAUAGUAUUAUGA